Molecule: messenger RNA, 606 nt
Organism: Acanthosepion pharaonis
Lineage: Eukaryota; Metazoa; Mollusca; Cephalopoda; Sepiida; Sepiidae
Source: the annotation of a GenBank genome assembly
AUGAUCACCCAAGCGUGUAUCACGCAUGGCACGGUCUGUUUACAUCUAUCUAUCUAUCUAUCUAUCUAUCUAUCUAUCUAUCUAUCUAUCUAUCUAUCUAUCUCGGUCUGUUUACAUCUACUUAUCUAUCUCAGUCUAUUCACAUCUAUCUAUCUAUCUAUCUAUCAUAGUCUGCUGAUAUCUAUCUAUCUAUCUAUCUAUCUAUCUAUCUAUCUAUCUAUCUAUCUAUCUCGGUCUGUUUACAUCUACUUAUCUAUCUCAGUCUAUUCACAUCUAUCUAUCUAUCUAUCUAUCUAUCUAUCUCGGUCUGUUUACAUCUACUUAUCUAUCUUAGUCUAUUCACAUCUAUCUAUCUAUCUAUCUAUCUAUCUAUCUAUCUAUCUAUCUCGGUCUGUUUACAUCUACUUAUCUAUCUCAGUCUAUUCACAUCUAUCUAUCUAUCUAUCUAUCUAUCUAUCUAUCUAUCUAUCUCGGUCUGUUUACAUCUACUUAUCUAUCUCAGUCUAUUCACAUCUAUCUAUCUAUCUAUCUAUCUAUCUAUCUAUCUCGGUCUGUUUACAUCUACUUAUCUAUCUCAGUCUAUUCACAUCUAUCUAUCUAUCAUAG